Phascolarctos cinereus (koala) is the source of this 9394-nucleotide messenger RNA. RefSeq names its product BMP2 inducible kinase (gene BMP2K). The record is from RefSeq and is a predicted model, not a curated record. NCBI's taxonomy places the organism in Eukaryota, Metazoa, Chordata, Mammalia, Diprotodontia, Phascolarctidae. Gene Ontology annotation, biological process: protein phosphorylation. Gene Ontology annotation, molecular function: protein kinase activity; ATP binding.
CGUCACUUCCGGCGGAGGGCGCUAGGCGCUGCGCCUGCGCUGUGCUCCUCUCGGAGCAGUUAGUCCCGGCGCCGCGGCCGCCGACGGCACAUCCCCGGGUGGCAGGCAGGGAGGGCGGGAGGCGGCCCCGGCGACACCCCCGGCAGCAGGGGCAGCAGCAGCGCCACAGCUCCGCAGCCCCGCCGCGCUCGCUCCGCUUCUUCCUCUCUCCCCGCCGUCCUCCGCGCUCAGGCCCCCCGGAGCCCGCUCGCCGUGCGGGGCAGCGGGGGGCCCUCGAGCCGCGGGCCUCGGUGUCCCCGCGCGCGCCCGCGCGGGAUGUGAGGCUCUCGGCGCCCGCAGCCUGCGGCUCCCGGGGCCUUGGGGGCCUCGCGCCGGCCACACCAUGAAGAAGUUCUCCCGGAUGCCCAAGUCGGAGGGCAGCGGCGGCGGGGCCGGCGGAGGGGGCUGUCCGGGCGGCGGCGGCGGCGGCGGCUCCGGAGCCGGCUCGGGAGCCUCCUCCGUGGGAGUCCGCGUGUUCGCCGUGGGCCGCUACCAGGUCACCCUGGAGGAGCAGCUGGCCGAAGGUGGAUUCUCCACUGUGUUUCUGGUACGGACACAUGGUGGGAUACGUUGUGCAUUAAAGCGAAUGUAUGUUAAUAACAUGCCUGAUCUGAACAUCUGUAAAAGAGAAAUAACAAUUAUGAAAGAGCUAUCUGGACAUAAGAAUAUUGUGGGUUACUUGGACUGUGCCAUUAAUUCAGUUAGUGAUAAUGUAUGGGAAGUACUCAUCUUAAUGGAAUACUGUCGAGCUGGACAAGUGGUGAAUCAAAUGAAUAAGCGACUGCAGACGGGUUUUACAGAGCCAGAGGUGCUGCAGAUCUUCUGUGAUACCUGUGAGGCUGUGGCCAGGCUGCAUCAGUGCAAGACUCCAAUCGUGCACCGGGACCUCAAGGUAGAAAAUAUUUUGUUGAAUGAUGGUGGAAACUAUGUCCUUUGUGAUUUUGGCAGUGCAACUAAUAAAUUCCUUAAUCCUCAGAAAGAUGGGGUAAACAUAGUGGAAGAAGAAAUUAAAAAGUAUACGACUCUGUCAUACAGAGCUCCUGAAAUGAUCAACCUUUAUGGAGGGAAACCUAUUACCACCAAGGCUGAUAUCUGGGCAUUGGGAUGCUUGCUGUAUAAGCUUUGCUUCUUUGCUGUUCCCUUUGGUGAGAGUCAGGUUGCUAUUUGUGACGGCAAUUUUACUGUCCCUGACAAUUCUCGUUAUUCUCAUAACAUGCACUGCUUAAUAAGGUAUAUGCUUGAACCAGAUCCAGACCGUAGGCCUGAUAUUUUCCAAGUGUCCUAUUUUGCUUUUAAGUUUGCCAAAAAGGAUUGUCCAGUUUCUAACAUCAAUAAUUCUUCUCUUCCUUCAUCUCUUCCUGAACCUUUGACGGCUAGUGAGGCAGCUGCUAGGAAAAACCAAAUAAAAGCCAGAAUAACAGAUACCAUUGGACCAACAGAAACCUCAAUUGCCCCGAGACAGAGACCAAAGGCUAAUUCGAGCACUGCCGCUCCCAGCGUGCUGGCAAUUCAGAGCGCAGCUACACCGGUGAAAGUACCUGCUCCUGGCGAAAUUGGUAACCAUAGGCUGAAAGGAACGUUGAAACUUGGAAACAGUCAAGAGAUGGUGUUGACUCAGGGUCAGCAGCCUCCCCAGCAACAUAGAGUACUCCAACAGUUACAGCAGGGUGAUUGGAGAUUGCAGCAGCUUCAUCAUGUACACCACCCUUACCAUUACCAGCAGCAGCAGUUAUUUCAGGAUGCGUAUGUGCAGCAGCAGGCAGUGCAGCAGCAGCAGAUAGUCCAGCAACAGUUUUUAAUGCAUUCGAUGUAUCAGCCGCAAUCUUCAGCAUCCCAGUACCCUGCAGUGAUGCAACAGUAUCAGCAGACUUUGUUCCAGCAGCAGAUGCUUGCGCAGCAGCAGCAGCAGCAGCAGCCUUCCCCAGAGUAUCUCCCCUCUCCUCAAGAGUUCUCCUCAGCCUUAGCUUCCUGCCCUUCGUCUCUUCCUUCCCAGGUUGGAGCCAUAAUAGACUCUUCUUACAGUGCCAAUAGGUCAGUUCCUGAUGCAGAAGCAGCUGCUACUUUCCCAAAUCAAAACCUCAAUAACCCCCCUGACAUGUCGGGCUGGAAUCCGUUUGGAGAGGACAAUUUCUCUAAGCUAACGGAGGAGGAGCUCUUGGACAGAGAGUUUGACCUUCUGAGAUCAAACAGGUUCGAGGAGAGAACAUCCUCAGAUAAGAAUGUAGACCCACUUUGCGCUUCACAGAACCACCCUCCAGAAGAUCCUUUUGGUUCUGUACCUUUCAUUUCUCACCCAGGUUCUCCUGAAAAGAAGGUUGAACAUUCAUCUAGCAGUCAAGAAAAUAGCAUAGGGAACUCCGUCAAAGAUCUAAAAACAAACCAGGCAUCUAAAGAUGACCAGAAUGGAAGCAAGACUGAAGAUGCCUCUUCGGCACGGGGGCAGAUGCAGAAGAGGAGCGACGAGUCUGAAAGUGAUUUUGAAUCAGAUCCUCCUUCUCCCAAGAGCAGUGAAGACGAAGAACAUGAAGAUGAAGAUGUUCUUCAAGGAGAGCAAGGGGAUUUCAAUGAUGAUGACACUGAACCAGAGAAUUUGGGUCACAGGCCUCUUCUCAUGGAUUCUGAAGAUGAGGAGGAGGAAGAAAAACAUAGCUCUGAUUCAGAUUGUGACCAUACCAAAGCGAACUAUGCCGACGGAAGCCCUCUCAGUAGCUAUGGAGGCCGAGCUGGUAGUGGCCAGGCCAGAGCUCCCAGGGUGCCCCUCCCCAGCCCGACGCUGUUCCCUCCUGCUGGAGGACGAGUCACCCCCAGGCAGGAGUUUGAUGCGUUCGGCUCAGUCCCGUUCUUUGCGCUUCACGCUCGGCAGCCUCAGCACAAAGAAACAAAUGAAAAAGACUUGUCCGCACAGACUGUUUUUCACAGUGUGGCAGCUGAGCAGGAUGACUUCGACGUAUUCACAAAGGCGCCCUUCGGCAAGAAGGCGACAGUGCAGGAUUGCCCCGCGGCCAGGUCUUGGGCACAGACUCUCCCCGCAUGCCCCAGAAGUGUGGACAUAUUUGGCUGCACUCCCUUUCAACCCUUGCCCCCGGCCACGCGUGAAAGUGAAAGCAAAGAGGACCUUUUUGGGCUUGUGCCUUUUGAGGAGAUAGCUGGGUGUCAGCAGCAGCAAAAAGUGAAACAGCGAAGCCUGCAGAGACUGUCCUCCCGCCAAAGGCGCCUAAAACAGGAGGUGUCGAAAAGCAACGGGAAGCGACAUCACGGCACCCCGACGAGCACCAAGAAGACUCCCAAGCCCACCUAUCGGACGCCGGAGAGGGUCCGCAGGCACAAGAAAGGAGGUCGGCGAGAUUCUCAGAGCAGCAAUGAAUUUUUAACUAUAUCAGAUUCUAAGGAAAACAUCAGCGUGGCACUGACUGACAGUAAAGACAGAGGGAGUACCCUGCCAUCUGAAGAGAACCUGCUGGAUCCUUUUGGUGCCAAACCCUUCCAUCCUCCAGACUUGAUGCGGCACCCCUCCCAUCAAGGCCUGAGUGAUAACCGUGGGGACCACAGUACGGCCUUGCCUGGGAGACCGAGGCAGAGCUCAUUACAUGGGUCCUUUCAUAGUGUAGAAGGAUUGAAAACGGACGACUUUGGGGCGGUGCCCUUCACAGAACUUGUGAUACAAAGCGUCACGCCGCAGCAGCCCCCGCAGGCCCACCAAGGAGAGCUAGAUCCAUUUGGUGCUGCUCCAUUUCCUUCUAAGCAGUAGAUGCUUCCAACAAAACUUUUUUCAUUGACUCCAAUUUUUAAAAAGUGAAGUUUGUUUUAUGAAUUUUCAAGAAGACAAUUUGUAUCGCUCUUUGUACCACUCAUUACUGCAGGUCAAUUAGAAUAGAUUUAAAAUUAUUUGAUUUUGUAUAAACCAAAUGGAAGAGGAAGUAUCUCAACAGGGUAGAAACUUGGGCCCUCUGAAUGUGGGGGUUCCUUCUGAAGAGGAGAAAGGGUAGCAGAUAUGAGCCCUAACAAUCAUUUUAGCUGCUAACUUUCUGGCACAGAAACGAGGGCUGUUUCACUAAAACAGUGAGAGAGCCUUUGGAGAUAAUUAACUUUUGCACUUUGUGCUGCCUUUCCACUCCUGGGACAAUAAAGGAGGAGGGGAAAAAAAAGGUCUAACAUUUUAUACGUAUAACAGAGUGAUGCUUCUUGGAUGCAUAGCUCUGGCCCAGUCAGAAUCCAGCAUUACGAAUUAGAUGUAAACCCGGGCUGAGUCAAAACAAGUUAAAUCUCUAAAAGAUUAAAAAGCUGUAGGUCUCCAUGUAGAACUCAUUGGCUUCAGAUCUUGUACAUGCAGAGCCAGAGGUGACUGACUUGUGCCUGACAUCUUUUAUUCUUUACAGUAAGUGCCAUUAAUAUAUUUAAAAACUACACACAUGCCUAAAAUGGAAACUAAAGAUAAGGAGAAUCUGUUGAAGAAAAUUUUUUAAAAAGCAUGAAUGUAGGAAAACUUGGUAGGGAAGCCGCCAGCAUAAUCAGCACUUAUGAAAAUGUAUCCAUUAAUGAUGAAGGGCUGAUUUAGCCAGUGCUUCAGUAAUGCCCCCAUAAUACAGCAAAACAUUGGGUGAAGACAAACAAGAGAAUUAUGCAGACAUUUUAUCCUAUGAAAAAUUAGGGGAUGUAGCUAAAAUAAUUUCAUUUCAUGAGUGAUUUUAUUGCAGAAAUUUUAUAUAUAAAUCGUGUUGCAUUUAACAUUUUGUUUACUAUUAUAUGUUGCUCAUGUGAAAAUUAUUUUAUUUUUGGAGGGUAAUAGUAGUAUUUGCCAAAUGCACUGAGGUGAAGUGCAUGUGACACUAGUUAACAGACAGGUGCAGCAGAGGAGCAAACUACAGGUAGUUCUUGGAAGUCUGGUCCUGUUCAAUUGGGCAACUUCAUAGCAUGCCACAGAGCCUUACAGGCAGGACCCCACACCUGCAACAAGUACCUCCACCUUAAUUAAAGUACCUCUUUUCCAAAAGAUGCACACAAUUCUUCUAAAAAGGAAUGCAAAAGCAUUAGGCACUGAGAGGUUAAUGUGUGUCAAUCCACUUUUCAUGAAAAGAUCUUAGUUACCAAAUUAUUUUUCUCAGUACCACAAAUCCUGCUUGGAAACUUGAAAUGUUCACAGAAAUUUUCAUCAUGUCUGUAAGGUAGAAAUUACAAAUGUGAAUGACUGAACAUCUAUGUGAAAGUUUGUAUAUGUAUCUCUGGUGUUCUCACUACUCUUCCUCCCCUCAUUGUCAAAAUGGAUGAAAACAAUUUAAGACUAUUUAAAUGGCUCUUUUCUGAAUUUAGCAUUGGAUUGACAGAGCAACAAUUAGAAAUUUCUCGAAACUUUCAAGAUGUCCCAAAAAGGGGAAAAAAACCCAAUCAGUUUGAAUUCUUGAUUUUUUUUUUAAAUUUUAAAUUCAGCUCUUUUGGAGCCCUUGUAAUGAAUUUCUAUUAGUAAUUGAGUUAGCCUUCUUGGCAAUAGUACCCCAUUGAGAUGGGCUGUUUGCAAGUUUUCAUGGAAAGAAGUCAACUAACUUUGGAAAGAAGCCAAAUCUAUGUGUAAUUUUAUACCUGUCUCUUUAUUCCUUCAUUUUUUUCUGUUUUCUAGAAAAUGCCAACUCACGGUAAAAGCUGUGCUAAGGUCAAUAUGCAGAGUUAUUUAUAGGGUGGCAGCAGGCUAGUAUUCACUUGCUACUUUGACUUGGAACUGAACUUGGUUGCUCUGUUAGACUUUAUCAUUUGUUUCUUCUUUGUGCCAAAGGCAAAUAUGUUUGCACCUGUUUUUGUUUUUUUAAAUUCUCAGGUUGAUGAAAAUAAUUUACUCAACUUCAAGUGGAUGCCAGUUAAAAAGAAAAUAUACCGAAAUUAUUUAAAAGUGAAAAGAAUUGGAUUCAACAAAUAUUAAACACCCACUGUAUUUAAGGCAUUGUGCUAGGCACUGGGAUGUAUAACAAAGUUGGAACACAGUUUGCAAGGAGCUUACAGUCAGAUGGGGGGAAAAGAUGUACCCUAAUAAUUGAGGUAUGAGAGUGGGUGAGAGAGGUGCAAGAACUAAUUAUUCCACAUGGCAAAUUCAUGGGUUACAGUAGGUGAACAGACAAUGUCAGGCCAAAUACAUAAAUAUAGAUAACAUAUGCAUGUAUGCCUUCAUGUAUGUGCACCGUCCAUCUCUGAUGAUAGCUUUAGGUUUUUGGCUCCUGGGUAUAUGCCAGAAUCCAUUAAGUUGUUAACUUUCGAAAACAGGGGCGGCGAUGUGUGUGUCCUUAGUAAUUCUAAGUGGACUAGAGAAAGAAAGUAAAUCUUGUUCAUCAUCUUGAAUUUUUAGGUCCUGUUUACUUGCCUUUCAGUAUGGCAACGCUUCGAUCGAGGUAGUGAAGGCCUCUUAGGCUUGCCAUGUUGUCUAAGUGAUAACUACGUUGAAGGGUCUUGUAGACAGCACUCUUAAACUUUUUAUGAUAUGCUUCUUCAGUGUAGAGUGACCCAAACAAGGGCUUUCUCUUUUUGAAGGGAAGUCCUGAAUAAAAGCUAGCCUACCAGUCAGGGUCAACUUACCUUCAGAGACCUGGCAGGUUCCUUUGAUGUUGAGCCAUUAGCCAUUUUCAAGAAAAGAUGGGCCACUGUUUUCUCUCUCCAUAUUCUUGUUACUCUGUCCUUCAGAAAAGGGCCUAAAGGCAGACUAUCCAUCCCACUAUGCACGGCUCUACAGAUAACAUACAGUAGCUGGCAAUGCUCUAUCAAUUCAAGGAGGAAGUUCCCACACCAAUCAAAUCAGGUUCUUCAGUUAGUUCAACCUUGGUUAUUUAUAGCAAGAAACUUAAGAGAUUUUACUUUGUCUUAGUCUUUCUCUUCUUUGCCUUGUACUCCUUUAAUGAUUUAAGAAAAUAGUCUUAACUCCAAAUUCUAAUGCAUUUUAGCAAUAUCGAGGGAUACAGAAGGGUGUCUCUUUUAAACUGACAAAAUUCAUAAAAUUUCAAAAUUCUUUAUUAAUAGCUUUAAUAUUGCUAAUUGCUUGCUAAUGAUUAUUUUUUAAAAAAAUGAUCCAUUUUUCUAGUUGACUGUUUUGAUGUUUCUAUCACAUUCACCACAAAAGUAACCUGGCAUAGUGGAUAGAGAAUGUGUCUUGGAAUGAAGAAGAACUGGAUUCGGGUUCUGCUUGUCAUAUACUGGCUUAUGACAAUGGAUAGGCAAGGCCCUGAACUUGUCAGUACCUUCAGGCAAUUCCCUAAGACUCUAUCUUGCAGAACAAUCGAUGACCUGCAUCCUUACUGAGAGGUCCCUAAUAACAGAUCUUGACCUUGCUCCCAAAACUAUUUUCAUGUUAAGAUUAUUGAGGUAACUCGAUAGGAUCAAAGAGAUUUUACUUGGUGGUUGUGCAUUCAGGUAAGGAAAAAGAUGUAGAUAUUGAGAAUGAUCAAAAUUAUAAUUGAGUAGCGUUAUUGUUCUUUAGGAAAAAAAGACAUCAAUACAGAAAUAUUGCAGCUUUCUUCCUCUCCUCCUCCUUCGCCCCUCCCCCCCAGCUUUAUGUGUAUGUAUGUGUGUAUAUAUAUGUAUAAAAUGUUGUGUGACCAUAUCUGGGGUAAACAGGUGGAUGCAAUAUUAGUCAUGUCCCACUUAACAAUGAUAAUUAAGUGACUAUCUUCCUCUUUAAGAGCCUGUUCUUUUAUUUUGAUACUCAUUAGGCCUUGAGUAUCUCAGCCACUCUGCUGACUUUUCUAAGAUAUUAAGUAUUGCCCAUUGGCACUGGGUAUCACAAUGGUACUAGAAUCCAUUCUCGGCUUAAUCUGUUCUAACUGUGAGCAAAAAUUACUAGCUCUGAGGGAUUUUGGACUAAGGGUGUAUAAUGGACAUACACAAUGGUAGGUGACAUUUUCAUUUCCCCACUAAUUGUGUGUGUGUGUGUGUGUGUGUGUGUGUGUGUGUGUGUAUGUGUGAGAGAGAGAGAGAGAGAGAGAGAGAGAGAGAGAGAGAGAAACUCCGUUAUUGGAAGUAUUUUUUUCAUUGUUAAUCAGAUCCAGAUAUUGAGAUGACACAUCUACUGUGAGAAUGAGAUGACAUGUUUACUGUGAGAACACCACAACUGAUACUGUUUAUCUGAAAAUUUUUAUACUCGUUUUAUUUAUCAAUAUAUACACACAUGCAUGCACCUAUCACAUUUUACUACUGUAGAGUUAAUGUGAAUUUUUUAAAAAUGUCAUUGCAACAACAAUCAUUUUCAUAUGACUAGGAGAAAAUCAGUUCCUAGUGAGUGAACAAAAGCCACUAAAUUAAAAAGCAGGAUGCAAAUGCAAAGGGUAAUGUUAGGUGUGUCUUUUAUUUUGUUUUGUUUUAGUGCUACUCUUGAGAGAAAAAAAUAAACAAAUGUUUAUAUUACUAAGUUGUUUCUGUGAUUGAAAUGCCAUCAAAUAGUAAACUGUUUAAAAGCUAUUUUAAAAUUGCUGGCCAACUGCUUUAAGUGCACUUUCUUUGAUUUCAUCUACUUUUUUGUUGUUGUUAAACUUGAGUUUUUUUUGUGUACCGCUAAACAACUUUGACUUCUAGACAGAAUUGAUACGUGUAUAUGGAAUGGAAAAGCGUUUAUGAAGCGCUUGCUACCUGCCAAGCACUGUGCUAGGCACUAGGAAUACAAAGAGAAAAGUAAGAUGGUCCAUGCUCUUGGGAGCUCACGUUCUAAUGAGAGAAGACAACCCAUGCAGGAGCUGUUAGUUGCAAGGCAGAAAGGCCCAGUGGUCCAUGGGGUGCAGUGGGGGGUCAGAUGGCAACAGAGGUGGGUCUAGAGGGCAUAAUGGCAAGUGGACCUUUGGGAGCAAUCACAGGGCACACAGUAAGGCCCAGUAGUCUACCAUCUUUACCAUAUUUCUGUCUUUACACUAUCUGUGAUUAUUACAAAGUAGACAGGCCAAAUCUUCAAUGACCAAAUACAACUGGGAAAUAACUAAAGUUCAUGAUCAGUUAGUUUUCUCUAAGCACUAAAUAGAAAACAUUUACUACAUAACUGUCUUAAUUGCUUGCCAAACAUGUCUUUCAUUUUAUUUGAAAUUUUAAGAAUUAUUUUCUAAUUGUGUUUAUCAUACUUGAUGACUAAUAUUCUAUUUCCUUUUUAAUGCAAUAAAUUUCAAUUGGAUUCAGUAUUCUAUACAAACAACCAAUGACUAUGUUAUUGAUUGAGUUCAUCCUUUAAAAAAAGAUUUUCUAAUGUAAACUUUGGGGAAUUAAAAUGACAAAGUUGGAUUUUCUGACAGUUCUAGGACAGGUCUGCUUUGCUAGUAUUGUUAUAAUGGAUGUUCACAAUGAUGAUGAAGCACAAGUUCUUGAAGUGACUUUUGAAUCAAAGAUUAAACUGCAUUCUGUAUAA